Cryptomeria japonica (Japanese cedar) is the source of this 1684-nucleotide messenger RNA. RefSeq lists its product as uncharacterized. The coding region runs from base 30 to 1220 and encodes 396 amino acids. NCBI's taxonomy places the organism in Eukaryota, Viridiplantae, Streptophyta, Pinopsida, Cupressales, Cupressaceae. The record is from RefSeq and is a predicted model, not a curated record. The transcript has a single exon.
AAUAGUAAGAACAGACAAUCUGAUUCACGAUGACAAAGAUAAUUUACACUCUGGAUUGUAAGAAAAAUAAAUUCUUAAAAAUCUCUGUUGCUGUAAUAGCAGUUUCAUUCCUGUUCUUCCUUCACUGCUACAUUACUGUGAAUGGAUUCCAUCACUUUUCUUCCACACAAUGGAGAAUUCUUUAUGAAGAAAGAAAGAUUAUUCACCUGAAUAAAGCCCUUGGAAAUAUGACCAAGGAUGAAAGAAUCAGAUGGUUCACAGAAAAUCUGAGCCGCUACAAUCUAUUAUCAGACGCAAUUUCAGCUCAAUUUCCAUCAAAGGUGAGAAAUUUCUUCAGAAAUUGCAAAAUUCGUUUCUUUACGACAUGGAUUUCAAAUCCCAAACCCCUCGGCCCGCGGGAGCGGCUUUCCAUGGAAAGCGUGUUUAAAUUUCACCCCUCUGCCUGCCUGCUCAUGACUUCCCGCCCGAUGCACUCCAAAAAGGGCCAGGAAAUUCUGCAGCCGUUUCAGAACAGAGGAUUCAGGGUUAAAGCGGCGGCACCAGAUUUAAAUUUCCUGUUCAGCGGAACGGCGGCCGAAGGAUGGCUGAGGAACAUAACCUCGGGAAAAGCAGACCCUGGAAAAAUAGGUUUUGGUCAAAAUCUCUCAAAUAUAAGCCGUCUGGCGGUUCUUUACAAGUACGGCGGAAUUUACAUCGACAGCGAUGUCAUAAUCCUGAAAAGCAUGGCCAAAUUACGGAAUGUAAUUGGCGCACAGAGUGUGGACCCUCUGGGGCAGUGGAACCGGCUAAAUAAUGCAGUUCUGGUAUUCGAAAAGGGACACCCGCUGGUCUGGGAGUUUAUUGAAGAAAUCGCCCGGAGCUUUAAUGGUAGUCAGUGGGGUCAUAAUGGCCCGUACUUGGCCACACGCGUGGUCAGGAAAAUCACUCACAGAAGUGAUGUUCUGUUCCAUAUCUUGUCUCCCGUUGCUUUUUAUCCUGUCAACUGGAAUCAGAUUCCGAAGUUUUUUACCAACAGAACGGCGGAUUCGGUUGAGGGUAACUGGAGGGGCGUGAAGAUGUUGCAGAUGGAGAAGGCGUCGUAUGCUCUGCAUCUUUGGAACAAGCAUACGAAAAAUCUGUGUGUGGAAGAGGGGAGUAUUAUUCAUCAGAUAUUCAGCAAAUGUUGUCUGUUGUGUGGUCAAAGAAUGUUUGUCCAAAGAAAAAUUUAUUUGAUUUUAUGAUUUCUUCUUGUUGUUUCUGAUUUAGAUUGUGUGUAUUUUUUUAUAUCAAUUUUUUGGAUCACUCUAUGAUCCAUGGUGAUCCAAAAAAUUGAUAUAAAAAAUCACAAUCAAUCUGAACCAGAAGCAGCGACAAGAAUUAUGAUUGGGGAGUACUAUUCAUCAGAUUUUCAGCAAAUGUUGUCUGUUGUGGGAUCACAGACUGUUUGUCUGAAGAAGAAAAUUUGUUUGAUUCUAUGGAUGUUAUUUCUGGUUGUUGUUUCUGGUUUAGAUUGUGUGUAUUUUUUUACAUCAAUUUUUUGGAUCACUCUAUGAUCCAUGGUGAUCCCAAAAAUUGAUGUAAAAAAUCACAAUCAAUCUGAACCAGAAGCAACAACAAGAAUUAUGAUGGAUUGUGACAAAAGAAGGAUUAUUAUCAUCAAAUUUCAGUCUCUAUUGUUUGUUAUGUGAUCCAUCAUCAGAUGAAA